UCUAUAUAUAAAUAUAAUUAAUUUUAAUACGUUGAAUAUUUUUCAGUUUCUAUCUUAGUUUUUGGAACCGCCUUGGCGCGGGAUCGGCAGAAAUGCAAGCGAAAGAAAAAUGUUUGAAGACGACAUGCAUAGUAUUGCAGAUUAUAUGCUUUAUCGCCGGUGCUGUUGUACUCGGCCUUGGCAUCUGGGCUAUCCACGAUGACAGCCUGACGAAGCUGAUCGACAAAGUUAUGUUCGCUGGAAUGUACGUUCUCAUUGUUGCCGGCGCGGUGAUCAUUUUGACAACGAUUUUGGCUUUUGUAGCGAUUUGGAAAAAAAGCAAACCCAUGGUUGUGAUCUACUGCAUUAUUGCUCUCAUAGCAAUAUUCCUGAAGGUUGUGGCUUGCAUCAUUAUUUUUGACUAUUUCGUGACCGCUCAUUGGUCGUUAGUCGACUCAUACAAGGAAGAAUAUGGGGUCAAAAACGAGGUCACGGACAUCUGGGACGAGAUUCAGAGCAAGGGCGAAUGUUGUGGCCUUCUGAAAUAUUGGGAUUGGGAGGAGUCAACAUUUUAUGCGGAUAACGACGAGAAAUAUCCGGAAUCGUGUUGCAAAUUGGUCGCCGAAGGAGAAUACCCGAUACAUAAAGGGCAUUGUCAGGUUGGACGAGAUGGAUACAUACACAUUGAGGGUUGCGAAUAUCUGCUUGAGAAAUAUUAUUAUGGCAUCGGUGGAACCGCUGUGGCGAUUAUUAUCAUAGAAUUGUUUGCCGUGGUGAUGAUUGCCUGCUUGUAUCAGUAUUAUCCAUAGCAGGAGACAACAGACGAUCAUCAAGAAGAAAUGUACUUAUAUCUGUUUUGUUUGACAAGAAAUUUUCCAUACAAACAGAAAUUCUGAAGCGAUCACUUAGCCAACACUUUUGAAAUAUUGCGACGUAAUUGAAACACCGAGACGCCCUACCUUUUAAUAUUAAUUUGGUCAAAUAGAAUUACGGUGUUCUUUGGGAAAAUGUCACAAAAUUUUUUGAAAAGUCUUACGUUGUCAUUAUUCAAAAUUGUUUAUAUUUUAUUGAUAAAUUCGACCAUUCAAAUGGAUUUUCCAGUCGUGUCAUUUUGUAUAGCUUUUAAAAAGGCCCACGGCACUGCGACAUUUUGAUACAUCGAUCUUCAGGCGCAACUCAAUUGACACGAAGCCGUUUUAGACAGCAAUUUUCAACGUCUUGCUCGAUAAAUACUCUAUAUAGAAUUUUUCAUAAUAUAAAAAAUUAUUAUAUUCA
Styela clava is the source of this 1254-nucleotide messenger RNA. Lineage: Eukaryota; Metazoa; Chordata; Ascidiacea; Stolidobranchia; Styelidae. The record is from RefSeq and is a predicted model, not a curated record.